AUGUCUCCUACAGGGUUAAGUUUCGAAGAAUAUCUCGAAGUCAACAAGUUAUCGUUUGAGUGGGCAGAGAGCUAUGACACCAAAGACUGGACCCGACUUCAUGCUAUUUUAGCUCCUGAAUUAUCUAUUGACUACACAGAAGUUAUUGGCAAAAAGUGGUCAAAAAUGUCUGCUGAAGAGUUCGUGCAAGUGGCAGGAAGUAAACACUUUCUUGGUGACGCAAACAUCUACACCCAGCACUUACUAGGGUCAAGUUGUUAUGAGAAGCUCUCGGAUACAGAGAUAAAUGGAAAGUACCAGAUCCGUGCCGCACAUGUGCGAUACACAGAUCUUGAAACAAAAGAGGUGAAAGCCAAAGGGCAUGGGCAUGGUGUGGUUCACCAUUCUUACAAAAAGAUCGAUGGCCAGUGGAAACUCUCAGGUGUAAGACCACAAGUGAGAUGGACCGAACAUAACUUCGCGGAAGUUCCAGCUACACGUUUUAGAUUCUUCCACAUCUGUUCCUGCAGUCCGCGGGAAAAGUCAGUUGAUUGGGUUGGUCACGUCGCCUUGGGGCGUCAGUAUCUAGAAGAUAUUCUGGGUCUGCGACCCGGGGAUGUUCAGACAGCAAGCCUCAAUUCUUCUUGCGCCUAUACCUGCUGGAACGAAUAUCCCCAGGGCAUUUGUUCCUAG
Aspergillus terreus NIH2624 is the source of this 672-nucleotide messenger RNA. RefSeq lists its product as uncharacterized. The transcript has 5 exons. The coding region runs from base 1 to 672 and encodes 223 amino acids. The record is from RefSeq and is a predicted model, not a curated record. Gene Ontology annotation, molecular function: scytalone dehydratase activity. NCBI's taxonomy places the organism in Eukaryota, Fungi, Ascomycota, Eurotiomycetes, Eurotiales, Aspergillaceae. Gene Ontology annotation, biological process: melanin metabolic process.